AUGAAGGCUAUCAUCUUCCUUGCCCUUCUAGGGGCUGCUGUUGCUUUCCCCACUGGCGAUGAUGAUGAUGACAAGAUUGUUGGAGGCUACACUUGCCCAGUUAACUCCGUUCCCUACCAGGUGUCUCUGAACGCUGGCUACCAUUUCUGUGGUGGUUCUCUCAUCAAUUCAGAGUGGGUGGUGUCAGCUGCUCAUUGCUACAAGUCCCGAAUCCAGGUCAGAUUGGGAGAGUAUAACAUUGAAGUUGUGGAAGGUAAUGAGCAGUUCAUUGAUGCAGCUAAGGUGAUCCGCCAUCCUAAGUACAAUUCUUUCACCAUCGACAAUGACAUCAUGCUGAUCAAGCUGAAAACACCUGCCACCUUAAACUCCCGAGUGUCUUCCAUCACCCUGCCCACCUCCUGUGCUGCCACUGGCACUUCAUGUCUCAUCUCUGGCUGGGGAAACACCUUGAGUUCUGGCUCUGACUACCCAGAUGUGCUUCAGUGUCUACAAGCCCCCGUGCUCUCUGACAGCGAAUGCCAAAGUGCCUAUCCUGGAAAGAUCACCAAAAACAUGAUCUGCUUAGGCUUUUUGGAGGGUGGAAAGGAUUCCUGCCAGGGUGACUCUGGUGGCCCUGUGGUCUGCAAUGGAGAACUCCAAGGCAUUGUCUCCUGGGGUUAUGGCUGUGCCCAGAAAGGCAAACCUGGUGUCUACACCAAGGUCUGCAACUACGUGGACUGGAUUAAGACAACCAUUGAAAGCAACUAA
Messenger RNA from Gracilinanus agilis (Agile Gracile Mouse Opossum), 747 nucleotides. RefSeq names its product cationic trypsin-3-like. Gene Ontology annotation, biological process: proteolysis. Gene Ontology annotation, molecular function: serine-type endopeptidase activity. The transcript is spliced from 5 exons. NCBI's taxonomy places the organism in Eukaryota, Metazoa, Chordata, Mammalia, Didelphimorphia, Didelphidae. The record is from RefSeq and is a predicted model, not a curated record. Bases 1 to 747 code for a protein of 248 amino acids.